Xyrichtys novacula (pearly razorfish) is the source of this 378-nucleotide messenger RNA. Lineage: Eukaryota; Metazoa; Chordata; Actinopteri; Labriformes; Labridae. The record is from the annotation of a GenBank genome assembly.
AUGCCGACAAGAGAGACAGAGACAAAAGGAGAUGCUGAAUCUUCUGGCCCAAGAUCUGAAACAUAUGGACUGAGGCACCUAAAGCCGAGGGAUCGAGGGAGAAGAAAGUCCAAAGAUCGGCAGAGAUCCGGCCAAGAGAGCCCUGAGAGAGACGGGAGGACAGAGAGAAAACAAUAUGAGGGAAGAGACGGAGGUUCACUCAGGGUUUCCAAAACCAUUCACAGAAGACUCCUCAGCAGGAUCAACAAGCAGAUUACAAGACUACUUCACAAAUUAAGCAAUAAAAAGAUCAAACCAGAGGAUCAUGGGAGGCCGGGGCUAAACCAAGUCCAGCGGUACAUUCUUUUCUGCACGCUGAACUGUAAGCGGCUCGGUUAG